UCCCAGCUGCUCCGUCCCCUCCGGCUCGCGAGGGAACCGCUCCAGCGCCACCGCACCCAGCACAGUGAGGACGACAAGACCGAGGGAGGUGGAAGGAGGACCCGCUUGCUCGCCCCCACUCGCACCGGGGACCCGAGAGCCGGAGCGGAGGCCUGGGGGAGGAGCCGCCGCGGGCACGCCCCGCCCCCGGCCCGGGAAGAGGACUCCGGCGACUCAGCCGGCCGGCCACCGCCCCCCUCCGCCGGCUGAGACCCGCCCCUGAUCCUCCCCCGGCGGCAUGGAGGAGCUCUGCUCCUGACGGCCGCGCCUCGGCCUCCGCCCCUCCCCUCCCGCCCGCCUCCGCUCGCAUGUCCGCGCCGCUUUAGCUGAGGAUGCUGAGGAUGAAGCUCCCGCUGAAGCCGACGCACCCCGUGGAGCCGCCGCCCGAGGUGGAAGAGCCCGAAGCGGAUGCGCGGCCGGGGACUAAGGCGCUGCCGCGGGUCCGUCGCCGCGACUGCCGCCCCACGCCGCCGCCGCCUCCCGCAGGCCCGUCGCGAGCCGCCCCCCCGCCGCCGCCGCCGCCGCCGCCCCGGGGGCUCGGGCCGCCUGUUGCUGGCGGAGCCACGGCGGGAAUGGGCAUGCCGGGUGGCGGGCCCGCGGCGGCGCUGCGCGAGCAGGAGCGGGUGUACGAGUGGUUCGGGCUGGUGCUGGGCUCCGCUCAGCGCCUGGAGUUCAUGUGCGGGCUGCUGGACCUAUGCAACCCGCUGGAGCUGCGCUUCCUCGGCUCGUGCUUGGAGGACCUGGCGCGCAAGGACUAUCACUACCUGCGAGACUCGGAGGCCAAGGCCAACGGCCUCUCGGACCCGGGGCCCCUGACCGACUUCCGAGAGCCCGCCGUACGCUCGCGGCUCAUCGUCUACCUGGCGCUCCUGGGCUCGGAGAACCGUGAGGCCGCCGGCCGCCUGCACCGCCUCCUGCCCCAGGUGGACUCGGUGCUUAAGAGCCUUUGCGCGGCCCGGGGCGACGGCUCGCGGGGCGGCGCGGAGGACGAGCCCGGCGAGCGCGGAGAGGACGGGGUGGGCGAGGAGAACGCCGAGAAGGACGGCUCUGGCCCGGAAGGCAGCGGCGCCGAGUCCCGGGCCGGCGAUGGGCUGGGCUUCAGGGCCCAGGAGGAACUGCUGCUGCUGUUCACCAUGGCUUCGCUGCAUCCGGCGUUUUCCUUCCACCAGCGGGUCACCCUGAGGGAGCACUUGGAGAGGCUCCGCAGCGCGCUCCGCCGGGGCCCGGAGGAUGCGGAGGUGGAGGUGGAGCCGUGCAACUUUGCCGGCCCCAGGGCCCAGAAUGACUCUGCUCACGGUGAUUACACGCAAAGCAAUGAGGCCGGUUUGAUAGAACAAGCCCCAGUACCUCAUGACGGACUUACUGCAGCACCUCACAGAGCCCAGCGAGAAGCUGUGCACAUUGAGAAGAUAAUGUUGAAAGGAGUCCAGAGAAAAAGGGCUGACAAAUAUUGGGAGUACACCUUCGAAGUAAAUUGGUCUGAUCUUUCAGUUACCACAGUAACAAAAACGUACCAAGAACUACAGGAAUUUCUACUGAAGCUUCCCAAGGAAUUGUCUUCAGAGACGUUUGACAAGACCAUCCUGAGAGCCCUGAAUCAGGGCCCGCUGAAGCGAGAGGAGCGGCGACAUCCUGAUCUGGAGCCCGUCCUAAGGCAGCUAUUUUCAAGUUCAUCCCGAGCUUUUCUGCAGAGUCAGAAAGUGCACAGCUUUUUCCAGCCCAUCCCAUCGGACCCUCGCCACGGCCUCAAUAACUUGCAGUCCUCUCUGAAGACUUCCAAGAUAUUAGAACACUUAAAAGAAGACAGCUCAGAAGCUUCAAGUCAAGAGGAAGAUGUGUUACAGCACACGGUAAUGCACAAGAAACACGCUGGGAAAAGUCCCUCUGGGAACACUACUGGUACAACUUGUCCGCCACUGGACGGCCUCACCGUGCAGUGUUCCGAACAGAACGGCGUCAUGGACUGGCGGAGGCAGGGCUGCACCACCGCCCAGCACCCGGGGCACUGUGUGAACUCGGCGGACCAGCAUUCAACUGAUAAGCGAAGUUUGUCUUCAGUAAAUAAGAAGAAAGGAAAACCACAUGUAGAAAAGGAGCAGGUUAAGGAAGCUGACAGCAGACUGAAUAGUAGAAUAAAUGGUAUUAGACUCUCCACUCCUCAGCACGGCCAGGGCAGUUCUGUGAAAGAUGUGAAUGUGGACGUUGGAUCUGGACAUGACACAUGCGGAGAGACGUCUUCUGAGAGUUACAGUUCUCCCUCUAGUCCCCGACAUGAUGGAAGAGAAAGCUUUGAAAGCGAAGAGGAAAAAGACAGAGACACCGACAGCAACUCCGAGGACUCAGGGACACCGGCCCCGUGCAGGUUCGCCGCUCCCGGCCCCGUCGCCCAGGCGGUUGCGGUCCCUCCGCCGGGAGAUGCCGCUUCCUUGGGAGACCAGAGCGGAGGCCUCAUGGAGGACACCACGAGCGCGCCCAAGUAUCAGCACGUCUCCUUCGUGCCGACUUUACACUGUGUCGUGCACAGCGGUGCCCAGAAGUCGGACGUGGUCGUUCCUACCCCCAAACCUGGCGAUGGCAAAACGAUGGGCGUGCUGGUUCCCGGUCCUGUCGCCCUUUCUGCACUGAGGGAGUCCGGCGCGACGCCCAUGGGGCUCCUAGGGCCCGCAGCCUCUGCCGGAGAUUCAGAAAAGCACUUGGAGCUGCUGGCCUCGUCCUUACCGCUCCCGGCGACAUUCCUCCCGCACAUUCAGAGGCUGAAGCUGCCCCCGCAGCAGGGACCUUCCGAGGGCUGCGCGCUGAGCGUGCAGCAGCCGGCCGGGGGUCUGAGCCUGGGGUCACCGAGCACUGCCUUCCUCCCUUUGCACAGCCCAGCAGGGUUUCCAGGCUCUCCUGGGGCUGCCACGGACCCCACCACCAAACCCCCCUCCCAGGUGGUGGGACUCAAUCAAAUGGUGCCUCAAAUGGAGGGAAACGCAGGGACAGCCCCUCAGCCCAGCAGUGUGAACGUAGUGCUCUCAGCGGCCGGCCUCUCUGCCGCGCAGCCACCAGCCCCCUAUGCACUGGCCGGCUCGCCCCUCGCCGCCGCGGGAGGGUUAGCCAGCCAGGGCGCCGCCGCGCCGUCGGCGCAGGCCCAGCCCGCGGUCCCCACGCACACACCGGGCCCCGCGCCCAGCCCGAGCCCCGCGCUGACUCACAGCACCGCGCAGAGCGAGGGCGCGUCCUACAUCAGUGCGGUGGGGAGCACGAACACCAGCGGCGCGGUGCUGCCGCCCCCGCAGAUGGGCUCGGGGCCCUGCGGUUCUUGCGGGCGAAGGUGCGGCUGCGGGACCAACGGCAACCUCCAGCUGAGCAGCUACUAUUACCCCAACCACGUGCCCAUGUACCGAGUCCCUCCUCUCUUCCCUCUGCCGUCCAUCUGCAACGGCAGCUACCUCAACCAAGCACAUCAGAGCAACGGAAACCAGCUUCCUUUCUUUCUGCCUCCGGCUCCGUAUGCAAACGGGCUGGUGCACGACCCGGUCCUGGGGAGCCAAGCCAGCUACGGCCUGCAGCAGGUGGCGGGAUUUGGGAGGUACUACGCUGUCUACGCAGCGCCCAGUGUGGUUGCCAACACCAGCGGCUCGGGGCCGAAGAAGAGCGGCAGCGUCUCGUGCUACAACUGUGGCGUCAGCGGACACUUUGCCCAGGAGUGCAAGCAGGCGUCCAUGGAGGCCAGCCAACAAGGCACUUACAGACUGAGGUACGCACCUCCCCUCCCCCCUCCUAGUGAUACGUUGGACUCUGCAGACUGAACCGAGUAAAGCUUGCCUGCCUAAUCCAGGAAGUGUGGGGGGUCCUGGUGGGGUGUGGAGGGCAGGAAAGGAAAGGUAUUUUGUUCACGUUUCUUUGUCUACACAUUUCCAAAAUUUCUAUGCAGUUGGGGUUUCUCAUGUUUCCUGUACUGAUGUCCAAAACAGAAAAGAACGCGUUGCUUUUGAGCCUCCAGUCUCCUAGGUCAACAACAGGCUUGUCUCUGUGACACGUGUAAUUUAAACAUCCGAACUAUCAAAAGAAAAUGGAUGCGUGGUGUUUUUUUUUACACUGAAUACUCGCUGUGUGCAAUGUUUACUGAAUCUUUAAAACUGUGUAUUUGACCUUUUUUUUUUUGACAACACUGGUGACAGUCGUAUGGUUUUGGAAAAAAAAAAAAAGAUACUUUGCUUCUUCCCCAGCUUUUCUCACUCUCACCCUAAAGUACACUUUUCCCCCUGUCCCCUCCUGCUUCCCAGUGGCCCCUUGCAGGGCGGGUGGCCGGUGCGCUGGUCCCCACCACCGUUGUGAACUGCUCUGCACACAAGCUGAAGGGCAGCUGUUUCACCGGAAUCAUAAGGCAGGAGUCAGAUUCACGAAGGAGUGUGUGUGUGACGAACAACAUCACAGAAAUGCAUACGUGCAGUGCAUGUUGUCCCAGUGCAAAUUUAAAUACAUGGAAAAAGUAAAACCUUAAUAUAACCCAGGAAAAAUGUGAUGUGUGAAGUGGACAGAGAGCUCUUUCUUACAAACAAACGACUUUUUUAACCCAUCACCCUUUUUAGCCUGUUGCCUCAGAGAGACAGAAAGUGGAUGAACUGGCGUGUGCGUGUGCGUGUUCUGCGUGUCUGUGUUGGUCGUGGCAGCCGAUUGUACUUGGAGUUCACCCUGACGUCACGCUCGGACGCUGCCCGAGUGGCAGCUCUCCCUCCCGCACCACCUGUCACAGCGUCACGUUGCGGUGGAAAUGCGUGGGCUUGACCGCAGCCCGAACAGCGGCGCGGGGGGCUGUGCGCCCUGACCUGCCCCUGGUCACAGAGCCGCUUCCCUGACCAGCCACCGCUCUGCGUGACGACAAUGUGCAAGGCCGCCGAGCGCAAGACCGUGUCAGUCAUGUGUGUGCUGUCACUAAGUUUAAUGCUGCUGUUUUUUUUAAAAAAAGGUUUUUUUUAAAGCCAAUCUACGCACUAAAUUGCUUCCGGGUAAUUUUUGAUUUCCUAAAGUGCACUGAGGUUAUCUGGGAGAUCAGGUGCGUUCCUCGGGCUGCCGCAGCCCACGGCCACAGGCGCCUGCGCCUCGCGGCCACAGGCGCCUGCGCCUCGCGGCUGCGGGGUCGGGGGCCAGGUGGGCGCCGGUCCCUGCGCCUGGGCAUGGAGCCCGGAGCCCGGACGGAAGGGUUUUGUCGUCCGCAGUACCUCGGUGCGCAGCCAAGGAAUGUCGGUGUUUGGUCUUGGUUCAGAAGCCUAACAGAUUGCUAAACAAAAGGAAAAACUUGAAGAAAAAAGAAGCUUCAUGUCAUGCCUCCUAGGUAGCAUUUAUAUUUAUAGCACCGAUGUACAUUUUGAAACUUCCUUUCAGGGGUUGGGUGUUAGAGGGGAGAGGGGGGGUGGGAAGGGGCCGAGGAAAGCUUUAAUUUAAAGAGAAGCAGAGUUUGAGUAAAGGAAAUUAUUUUGAUUAAUUAUAUUUUAUUUGAUCUGGGUACCUUUGGACCACGUUCUUAAAUUAAUUGUUACGCUGCCGCUGAGUUACUCCACUGAGUUCUGAUGAGCCACGGAUGGGCCGCGUUGUGAGUCGCUUGCCGGUUGUACUUUACGGAGCUUAUUUUAUGAUUUGAAAUACUGUACUGUACAUAGGGGGUGUGCUGCCUUCUCCUUAUUUGUAUGUUUACCAUAUACUUUGAUAUUUGAAAUGUUAUGUACUGGAAAGGCCACUUAUAUUUCUAGAACAGAUUGGAUUUUAUGCAACCUUUUUUCCUUGAAUUAACAGCAAUAAAAAAAUGAAAAACA
Messenger RNA from Artibeus jamaicensis (Jamaican fruit-eating bat), 5834 nucleotides. RefSeq names its product zinc finger CCHC-type containing 2 (gene ZCCHC2). Gene Ontology annotation, molecular function: zinc ion binding; phosphatidylinositol binding; nucleic acid binding. The transcript has 14 exons. Bases 372 to 3830 code for a protein of 1152 amino acids. The record is from RefSeq and is a predicted model, not a curated record. NCBI's taxonomy places the organism in Eukaryota, Metazoa, Chordata, Mammalia, Chiroptera, Phyllostomidae.